ACACCAGUUUCAACCUUCAAAACAUGGUUGUGCUUUUACAUGCUUCCUAAACAGCAAAAGACCCAUCUACCCACAACUCUUUCACAGCUGCUUGAUCAAAAAGCACUUUGAAACACACACAUACAUACAAGUGCAUGUCCUUUACGUCUGUUUGGCGCAAAACAUACCAAACCAGAGAGAGGUCAAAUGAGAGGCUCUUCUUCUAAUUCUACUUCUGUUCCCAUUUCUAUUGUUUUUUUUCUUCCAAAGCAUGCGUAGUUUCUUUCUCCAAACUAUGGAAAAUUACCAAGGUGAUUUAGCUGACAUAGUCCGAGCCAGCGGCGGUGGGGUGAGCGGUAGUGGCUUUUCCGGCGAAGUACCGGUGUCUGACUGGCAGUUUCCAGCAGAUCAUUCAAUGAAUUACCCAUCUGGGUUAGAAGAACCGGCGGUCGAUGAUUUUGGCGAUCCUUUCUUCUCUAACAUGAGAGAUCCACUUCUUCACGAGCUUAAUAUGCCGAGUUCAGGGUUUUUCAACAGCUUAAACAAUUCUACAGAAAUUAUGAAAAGUGGUGUUGGAGACCCAACCACCACCGCCGCCUUUGGUGGUGGCGCUGGUGGUGUUCUUGGUCACAAGAUCCUUGAUGAGCAGAUGAAGAGACCUUGUAAUAUUUUCUCAAGGAUGCUUCAGAUCUCGCCGAAUAGUAAGCUGCCCGUUUCGCCUUGUGAGUCGCCGGUGGUAGCGGUGGCUUCGCCUCGGGGGAUUAAGGCUUCUGCUUUUGUUCCUAAUGAUUUGAUUAGUGCUAAUACAUCGAAGAGUUGCUUGGUUGAGAGUACUGGUGUGCAGAUCUCGUCUCCGCGAAAUUCGGGUAUCAAGAGAAGGAAGAGCCAGGCAAAGAAGGUAGUCUGCAUACCAGCACCAGCACCUGCAAACAGCAGGCAAAGUGGAGAAGUGGUUCCAUCUGAUCUGUGGGCAUGGAGAAAGUACGGUCAGAAGCCUAUCAAAGGAUCUCCUUAUCCAAGGGGCUAUUACAGAUGCAGCAGCUCAAAGGGUUGUUCAGCCAGAAAACAAGUGGAGCGAAGCAGAACAGAUCCAAACAUGUUAGUCAUAACCUACACUUCAGAGCACAACCAUCCAUGGCCAACUCAGAGAAAUGCUCUAGCCGGCUCUACUCGAUCCCAACCAUCAAAGAACAACAACAACAACAAUUCAGCUUCAAAGAAUUCACCAAGAAUCAAACAAGAACAGAAGGAGAGCAGCGACAAUGUUGACACCGUGUCGUCAUCGACAACACCGGUGAAGGAAGAGAUGGUGGAAGACCUUGACAAGCAGAUAGAGAUGGAGGAUGGUGAAUUCAGUGAAGGGUUUUCUUAUCGGCCCGCAUUGCCUGAGAGUUUUCAGUCUGAUCAAGAUUUUUUUGCAGAUUUGGGAGAGAUUGAAGCUGACCCAUUAAACCUGUUGUUCAGCCAAGGGUUUUCAGGAGAUGAGGAGAGAGAAAACAAAGAGGUGUUGGAUCAAUUCAGCAGUCUCUUUGAAUGGAAUGGAAACAAUCGCAGCAACAUCAACAACACAGAGUUUGGAGAAGCUAAAAGGGGUUUAUAACAAGAGUUUGAAGAGUGAAACCCCCACUGAAACAUUCACUGUUAUAUGGUUGGUUAGUGGAUUUUGAGAACAGCACUGAGAGUGAGAGCACAUAAUUGGAACACAGACAGAAGAUGAUUGUGAACCCCCCACAUUGGGACACAGAUGGAGCGAUAGGCACUCACAAUUUUAUGAACCUAUUAUGGUUUUAUUUGGUGCAGUUAUAGGCAUGUUUAUAAUUUUUUUUUAAUAUUUUGACAUGUGUCAAAAUAUUUGGUGCAAUUUAUAUUUACAGUUAUAAGUUAACAAUAACUUAAAUAAGCUAAAAUGAAAAACUGAUUAUCGAGAAGUUGGGGAAAGAAUGUUGUUAAUUUCUAUUUUCUAAUUAUCAAUUCUCAAUUUGUAAGAAAUUGUACCAAAUAGACUCUAUGUGUUCACAUAAA
This is a messenger RNA of Camellia sinensis, 2001 nucleotides long. Its product is annotated as putative WRKY transcription factor 14. Gene Ontology annotation, biological process: regulation of DNA-templated transcription. Gene Ontology annotation, cellular component: nucleus. Lineage: Eukaryota; Viridiplantae; Streptophyta; Magnoliopsida; Ericales; Theaceae. Gene Ontology annotation, molecular function: transcription cis-regulatory region binding; DNA-binding transcription factor activity. The record is from RefSeq and is a predicted model, not a curated record.